GCACUGCUCCUUUAAAUCAGUGACCACCUGCUCCUCUGGCGUCAGCAUCAUCCGCAGGCGGCACGAUUGCGAUCGAUACCACAGUAAAAUGUUCAAAGUGGGAUAUUUUAGGAAAAGCUCGACAUGCAUAGGGAGAGAAACACGAUCACCGAGCUGAGUGGCUCGACGAGAGACAAGCAUGAAACUUGAUAUCAAAUGUAACGUCAAGUCUCUUACCACCUAUUGAAUCAGUCCUUGAGAUGAGCAGAGCAGCUGAGUAAAACCGCCGGUUUUUGUUGCAAUAAGCAGCUAGGUGCCCCCUGCAGGCCAAGUCAGCUCAUUAUCUUCUUGACAUAAUUUGCACCUAAUCAUUUCGAAAGUGCCAGUCCACCUGGGAGGAUCGCAUCUGAGGCCUGAACGCCAGAAUGAUCUCAGCACAUCGUUAACACUUGCACCAAGAGCAGGAGGUGGAAACCAUAGCAACAGACGUGUCCUGUGUGUGUGCCCUGAAGAUGCCUCUCUGUUUUAUCAAGGUUGCAUCAGAGUUUGAAGCAUUACCCAAGAAACCGCUUCUGCUAAGUCAACGGAAGACAGGCAACUGCACCAUGGAUAUUGCCAUGGACGACCAAUUUCUGGAAGAUGACUUAAUGUGUAUACCACAACAAUAAUCAAACAAUAAUCAAACGUGCCCUCUUUUGGGCUGAUAUCUCUUGAUAAUAGCUGCUAUGGCUUUUUGUAAUGAAAGCUUGCUGGAGGAGUGUGACUUCAUGGAGCCGGACAAUGUAGAGGAAGCAGGGGAAAGUCUCCCGUCAGAAACUGCGACUCCCCUCAUAUCAGUCACUCUCCGUGUGACCCUGGCAGCCAUAAUGAUCUUCAUGAUUACUAUUGGUUUCCUUGGCAACGCGAUUGUGUGUCUGAUUGUUUAUCAGAAACCUGCCAUGCGGUCUGCUAUCAAUCUCCUCCUUGCCACGUUGGCCUUUUCGGACAUAAUGCUCUCGGUGCUCUGCAUGCCCUUCACUGCAGUUACUGUGGCCACUGCCGACUGGAGCUUUGGAAGCGGGUUUUGCCGAGCGUCCAUCAUGCUGUACUGGCUGUUCGUCCUGGAGGGGGUGUCCAUCCUCCUCAUAAUCAGUGUGGACCGUUUCCUCAUCAUUGUACAGCGGCAGGACAAGUUGACCCCACACAGAGCUAAACUGUUGAUUGCAGGUUCAUGGGUGCUGAGCCUGUGUGUGUCUCUGCCAUCUGUAGUCGGGUGGAGGACAGGUGCAGCAGGUAUUGGGGGUGCUUGGGCGCCGCAGUGUGUGCUAGGAUACAGUGAUUCUCUGGCAGACCGUGGAUACACAGUGCUGUUGGCAGUAGCAGUAUUCUUUGUACCAUUUGCUGUCAUGCUGUACUCUUACAUGUGCAUCCUCAACACAGUGCGCCGCAACACCCUGCGGAUCCACAACCACACCAGCGAACAUUCCUGCCUGCCAGCCCUCAACCAAGUCAGCAAAAUGAGACUUACUGGGCUGCAGCGGCCCCCUCAGAUCAAGGUGGACAUGAGCUUCAAGACCCGAGCCUUCACCACCAUCCUCAUCCUCUUUGUCGGCUUCUCUGUGUGCUGGUUGCCACACACGGUGGUCAGCUUGCUGGCCGUGUUCAGUCGGCAGUUCUACUACAGCUCGGUCUUCUACCCAAUCAGCAUAGGCGCUCUGUGGCUCAGCUACUUGAAGACAGUGUUCAACCCUGUCAUCUACUGCUGGAGGAUCAGAAAGUUCAGGGAGGCCUGUCAGGAGUUCAUUCCCAAGAGCUGCAGACUGUGUCCCAGAGUGCCAGGCAGGAGCCGCAGGAGAGUGAGGCCCAGCAACAUCUACGUGUGCAGCGAGACUCAAUCAGCUGUGUGAAACGAGGAGGACCAGUUUGUCGCUAUUGACACUGCUAGCAACUGUUUUUAACUCUUACUUUUCCUCAUAUUAAUCAGCGGCUGCUAAAGUUCACCUUAAAAGAAUAUACUGGUUGGCGACAAAAUAAUCUCACCACAAGAAUUAACUUUCAAUCUCAAUUUUUAAGCCAACAUGGACGAGUCCAAGUCCUUAAAGUGCAACAUCGACAACUUACUGACAACUGGGCAAAUGCAUCAGCUGAGGAAGGUCGUGUGAUACAAUCGAAAGCUCCAGAAAAGCUACUGAAAGGACCUUGUGGUGCAGAUUAGUUUGUCUUCUGGUUCCAAGAUCAGCAAUGAACUUUCAGUCUUAAGAUAUACUGGUUGAUUUAACUUCAUGGCCAUUAUGGUUUCUGAAACUUACUGCCAUUCAUACAAUUUCAUAAUCCUCCAUUGUCAAUUUAAUUCUUUGUUUCAUAAUUUGUCGCUGAAGUUUUUCAUCGAUGUCACUCUGUUUCUUCAGACUGUAGACUCAGUCAUUGAGUAGUAGUGGUGAUAAUAAAUCUAUUGUCUAUUAUGUGAUGAGUUUCACAAAAAAAGCAUACACGGUAUUAAUGUUCAGUGAUGUUCUCAAAGGAAAGCCUGUAAGCUUUCAACUGACGUCAUUUUUUAAAAACAGAUCUUAAUGAAAUUUGUGCAGAAAAACAACCUUAUGUGAGUUGAAACUGUUAUUUGAAACCACAAGUGUGUCAACAAAGACGUGUGUGUCAGUUAUUGAGCUAUGAAUGUUUACUUGAAUGUAUUAUCAUUUCAUGAAUGACCAAACCAGGUAAAUAAAUAUAGUUUUUAAAAGA
This is a messenger RNA of Siniperca chuatsi (mandarin fish), 2697 nucleotides long. RefSeq names its product G protein-coupled receptor 45 (gene gpr45). Lineage: Eukaryota; Metazoa; Chordata; Actinopteri; Centrarchiformes; Sinipercidae. The coding region runs from base 705 to 1865 and encodes 386 amino acids. Gene Ontology annotation, biological process: G protein-coupled receptor signaling pathway. The transcript has 4 exons. The record is from RefSeq and is a predicted model, not a curated record. Gene Ontology annotation, molecular function: G protein-coupled receptor activity. Gene Ontology annotation, cellular component: membrane.